AUGCGGCCUCUCACCAUCGCUCCUUGGACGAGGGAAUUCUCCACCCUAUGCCCCAACCCUGAAACAGAUCAGCCUCGGGAUACAAUACAGGAACCAGCCUUUUCUAAGCAGAAAUCAAUCACGCCCUCGCACCUACCCCACCUUACCGCUUCCGGCUCUGCCCACAUGGUCUCCAUCACGACAAAGCCUGUCACUUCCCGCACCGCUGUCGCCGUCGGUCGCGUCCGCUUCUCGAAUUCUGCGCCACUCCCGCUCAUCAAGUCCAAUGCCCUGAAGAAGGGUGAUGUGCUGGGCGUGGCGCGUGUCGCGGGUAUCAUGGCAAGCAAAAAGUGCCCGGAGAUCAUACCACUCUGUCACCCAAUUCUACUCAGCCACGUCGGGGUCCAGCUCGCUCUUGUGGACAGCGGGGCCGAAGGGGCCGAGCACGGUGCUGUCGAGAUCGAAGCAAAAGUUGAGUGUACCGGCGCUACGGGAGUGGAGAUGGAGGCGUUAACGGCGGUGAUGGCCGCGGCGCUGACGGUUGUGGAUAUGUGCAAGGCGGUUGAUAAGGCUAUGGUGGUUGAGGGUGUUACGGUGGUGUUGAAGGAAGGGGGCAGGUCCGGGACGUGGAGGGAGGACGGGUGGAUUAGUCGGUUUGGGACAUGA
This is a messenger RNA of Mytilinidion resinicola, 645 nucleotides long. RefSeq names its product MoaC-domain-containing protein. Lineage: Eukaryota; Fungi; Ascomycota; Dothideomycetes; Mytilinidiales; Mytilinidiaceae. Gene Ontology annotation, biological process: Mo-molybdopterin cofactor biosynthetic process. Bases 1 to 645 code for a protein of 214 amino acids. The transcript has a single exon. The record is from RefSeq and is a predicted model, not a curated record.